Molecule: messenger RNA, 504 nt
Organism: Amoebophrya sp. A25
Lineage: Eukaryota; Dinophyceae; Syndiniales; Amoebophryaceae
Source: the annotation of a GenBank genome assembly
AUGUUGAGGAGUACUCUGUUUGGAGGACCGCCGCAAGACCCUGCCGAGGUCGCGGCCGCACAAGCCCGUUCGCAACUCCAGCAGGCUGACGCGAGGCUCGAAGCAGCUGAAGCGUCCGCUGCCAGCGAAAAUGAGCAGCUGCGAGACCUUGUGGAGAACCGCUUUGCAAGACGACGAGAAGCGUUCGCGCGUCUGGGUUCGGAAGUCCACAGAGGAGCCGCUGCCUUGGAAGAAAACGCACAGGAGUUGCAGCGGCGAGUGGGAAUAGCUGCUCGCACAAAAGAAAAACUCGCUGUCGCCCUCGAUCGUGCUUCCUGGACACUGGGUGUGGCGGAGGCACAUGCAACGGAAAUGGAAAAGAGGUUGAAGACUGCUAAGGAGCAAACUGAAUCACCUGCUCCGACUCAGACACAAAUGAAUUAGAAAUACUUAGAUGAUAGUGGUGGUUGUAGUACAGUUGUACACUGAUCAUCUAGGUCUUCUUUUUUUUGCCCUGAUAUCAAA